GACGACUCUGCUAAAGAAAUUGAUGGAAGCACGGGUGAACCUGGUCGUGCUGAUAAAGCAACUUCAAUGAACGGACGGAAACGUGGGCGUGUGGGUUCUUUGAGAACUUGUACUACUGAGCAGGAUGGUAACGAGAGUGAUGGAAAAUCAGAUAGUGUCACCGGAGGAGCACAUCAGCGGAAGAGGCGGCAAAAGGUUGUAUCAGAACAGCAAGGAGAAGUGGUGGGACAAAGAUAUAAUCUCAGGCGACCUAGAAGGGUAACUGGAGAAACCACACUUAGUAAGAAGAACGAAGAGACUAGUGGAGUGCAACAAGACGAGGUGGUUUACUUUGCUCAAACCACCGCCACAGCAUCAUUAGACGUUGCUGUUAGUGACAAUGGAGUAAGCACAAAUGUGGUGCAGCAUGAAGCCACAGCAGACUCUCAGGAUACAGAUGCUGGUUCGCCCAAAAGAACAUGUGAGAGUGAGGCGAUGAGCGAAGAAGAUGUGAACAAAACACCCCAAAGGGUUGACUCGGAUGGUGAAGAUGAUGAAUCAGAUGCAGAACAUCCCGGGAAAGUCUCCAUUGGUAAGAAGCUUUGGACUUUCCUGACGACGUAGCCCAAUCUGGAUGUAGUUCCGCCUAUGAUGAUGAAGAGCUAAUCUUCUUCUGUUGACAAUAUUAGUGUUUUGCUUUGUUAUCUUUAGCUACGUGUUAAUUCUGUUUGGAUAUUUUCCACCAAAAUGUAGUGUUUUCUUUCUAGCUUCAAGAAUUCUCAAUUCUUUUGGUAUGUUUUAGAUGAUGAUUUAAUUAUUUUUAUGAGAGUGGUUCUACUUGUAACAACAAAGUGUUUAUCUGAUCCUUUGAUUAUGUGUUUU
Messenger RNA from Camelina sativa (false flax), 861 nucleotides. The record is from RefSeq and is a predicted model, not a curated record. NCBI's taxonomy places the organism in Eukaryota, Viridiplantae, Streptophyta, Magnoliopsida, Brassicales, Brassicaceae.